AUGGCUCCUACAAAAAACUUAACUACACAACAAAGAGAACGCAUAAUGCAGAAGCUACUGUCUGCAUUAAAUAAGAAGGGCAAACCAGCGCAAGGCACAAUCAACGCACUUGCGAUUGAGUUUGAGGUUUGUAGGAAAACAAUUACACGAUUGUGGAAUGAUGUCAAGAAGCAGAUGACAAACAACACCACAGUCAUUAACCUCAACAGCAAGAGAUGGGGGAAAGAAGCAUCAAACAAAAUAAAAUUUGAUGAAGAAAAAUUUAAGGCCAUCAAAUAUGAACUCAAGGGUACACAGCAUUCAGUAGCAAAGCAGAUGGAAGUGUCACAAUCAACGGUGUGUAGGUGGAAGAGGAACAAAGUAAUAAGAAGGCACACAAACGCAAUCAAACCGACUUUGAAUGAAAACAACAAGUUACACAGGUUAAGCUUUGCAUUAUCUAAAUGUGAAUACAAUGAACAAAAUGAUGCAUUCAAGUUUAAGCCAUAUACUAACGUUGUUCACAUAGAUGAAAAACACUUCUAUCUAACCCGAGAGACACAGAGUGAUGUUUUUUUUGAUGGAAAGAUAGGCAUUUGGCCAAUUAUUACACAGGAGCCAACAAAAAGAAGCUCAAAGAACAGGAAAAGGGGGGAGAUGGAAACUAAGCCAAUACAAUCAAUCACAAAAGAGCACAUUAGAGAAAUGCUUAUCACUAAUGUGCUGCCAACCAUUAGAGCAAAAUGGCCUGCUGAAUUGUCCAAGCAUAUUUACAUUCAACAAGACAAUGCCAAACCUCAUAUAGCACACAAUGACAGAGGGUUUUUAGAAGAGGCAAUGAAAGAUGGAUUUAAUAUACAAUUAGUGCAACAACCUCCAAAUUCCCCUGACAUGAAUGUGCUAGAUUUAGGUUUUUUUAGAUCAAUUCAAGCUUUGCAAUAUCAAAAAUCAGCUUACAAUGUUAAAGAGUUGCUUAAGGCUGUGAAUAAUGUAUUUCAAAAUCUGAGUCCACAAUGUUUAAGGUUUGUAUUCAUCACUUUACAAGCUUGUAUGAUAGAGGUCAUGAAAAAACAGGGGGGGUUUGACUAUCACAUUCCUCACAUGAACAAAACAAAGGUAGCAAGGGAAGGGACUUUACCAGAUUACCUGACUAUUGACAAACAAUUGGUUGUGGAUUUACUUCAAUAUUUAUUCACAAAGCUAAGUACAGAAAAAAUGAAUCAGCUUGUGGAACUCAUUGGGUAUGCAGGGGGAUAUGAAGAAGGGGAUUUGAAUGUAGAAAUGUCAGAAGUAACCAACAACCAAACUUAA
Amaranthus tricolor (Joseph's coat) is the source of this 1290-nucleotide messenger RNA. RefSeq lists its product as uncharacterized. Lineage: Eukaryota; Viridiplantae; Streptophyta; Magnoliopsida; Caryophyllales; Amaranthaceae. The transcript has 2 exons. Bases 1 to 1290 code for a protein of 429 amino acids. Gene Ontology annotation, molecular function: nucleic acid binding. The record is from RefSeq and is a predicted model, not a curated record.